AUGUCUAGCUCGCCUGGCUCUGGUGCUGGCUCCGAACCGCCUCCCACUGAAACUUCGGAAAUGCAACUAGAAAUACAAUUGACCUCACAUGCAAUCCUAUCCAUCAAUGCUGGGGAUGACGUACCAUCUCCAAUCCUUCAGCUUUUGUCUUUUGAAAAAUUGACAGACAAUGAAGAUGACAGUUCUCGAUAUAGGAUUGUUUUGUCUGAUGACACGCACAUGCAACUGUCGAUCCUCCCGCCAAAGUAUAGUGACCUGUUGCUAUCUGAUACGUUAAAGAUAGGUUAUGUGCUAUCAUUGGCAUCUUAUGCUUGUAGAAAUGUUUGGAACACAAGGGUUAUCAUAAUAUUCAACCUUGCUGUCAAAUUUACAUCUAAACGUUCCCUUAAAUUUGGAAUACACAUGCCACCUAUGCAAUGCAAAACCUUUGAUAAUAUCAGCCCGAUAAAAGCCUUGAACCCCUUUCAAAAUAAAUGGUCAAUAAAAGGCUGUGUCACAAACAAGAGGAAGAUGCAUCACUAUAGUUCACCAAAAUCCUUUGGGCAAGUAUCUAGCUUUGACAUGAUAGAUGUUGAAGGUACCAAAAUAAGAAUUACUUGCUUUGGUGAUAUAGUAGAGAUGCAUUAUCAUAGGGUUGAAGUAGGAGCAUAUUAUUGUCUGUCAAAAGGUACUAUUAGGGAGGCCAAGACAAAAUGGAAUAAACUUAACAGUCAUAUUGAGAUUACUUUGGACCAUAAUUCAAUAUUAAAGCAUUGUGAUGCAACUGUUGAUGGUGAAGUAAAUGCUUCACGGUUUACCCCAAUCAAUGACAUCACGUAUUGCAACAACAACACUUUGGUUGAUGUUAUUGGUGUUGUGGUUCAUGUUGGAGAACCGUCAAUAAUUUGUAGAAAAGAUGGAACCACAGUAAAAAAGAGGAGUGUCAAAAUAAAUGACAUGUCAAGUUUUAGUAUCGAUGUUAACUUAUGGGGGGCUGCAUGGGAAGGGUUAGGUGAAGAUUUGAAGAAUAUGCAUGCAACCCAAACAGUUGUGGUCCUUGCGGUCAACAAUUCUCAUGUUGGUUAUUUCAAUGGAAAGGUGAUCAACACCACUGUGGCAACCACUUUGAAUAUAAACCCUUCUACCCCGGAAGCAGAUUCCCUUGUAUCGAGAGGAAACAUUCCAGCUGACCUUUUGCCAUUGUCUUGUGUUGUUGGGCAGCUUAACUCACCAUACAGUAGAAUAACAAUUGCAUCCAUUUUAGAACGUAUGAUUGUUCUCUCUGAAACAGUUGAAACUACUAUUAGAGCUAUUAUCAAGCUUCAAGACCAUACGGGCUCUCUUUGGGCUACUGCCUUUGAUAAAAUUGGCAUAAAUCUGUUGAACAUAUCUGCCAAGGACCUUUACAUGUUGCAGUAUGAUUUUACUACAAUAAGGCUCAAAGCAACAAUCAACAAAGCAAUGCAUGUUGAUUUCCAGGCCGAAUGUGCUCUUUUGCUUGUAGACAUUGCUCAGAUGAGUGCAGCUGCAGAAAUCCAGACCAAUUAG
Cryptomeria japonica (Japanese cedar) is the source of this 1527-nucleotide messenger RNA. RefSeq names its product replication protein A 70 kDa DNA-binding subunit C-like. Gene Ontology annotation, biological process: DNA replication. Gene Ontology annotation, cellular component: nucleus. The record is from RefSeq and is a predicted model, not a curated record. Gene Ontology annotation, molecular function: DNA binding. Bases 1 to 1527 code for a protein of 508 amino acids. Lineage: Eukaryota; Viridiplantae; Streptophyta; Pinopsida; Cupressales; Cupressaceae. The transcript is spliced from 5 exons.